Messenger RNA from Vigna umbellata (rice bean), 858 nucleotides. Its product is annotated as transcription factor bHLH18-like. Gene Ontology annotation, molecular function: protein dimerization activity. NCBI's taxonomy places the organism in Eukaryota, Viridiplantae, Streptophyta, Magnoliopsida, Fabales, Fabaceae. The record is from RefSeq and is a predicted model, not a curated record.
CAGCAACUAUACCAUUUCAGUAACUCUCUUGGUAGUGCUGAAAUCCUUAAUUAGCCUCUUAUCCUAACAAUGGAGGAUUCAUGGCAUAGCUUGGUUUCUCAAUGGGAAAUGGAUGAUUUCUUCAACCAAAGCCACACGAUCCAUUGCAAUGAAGAAGAGUCUCCGAAAAACAUGAUUGUUUUCUCUCACGAAAGCAAUAUUCCAUCUUCUUCCUCCCUCCAAAGUAACUUGAACUCGAAAACUUCAUCAAUUUCUGCUGGCCAUGUUUUGGGUUUUGAUAACCCUAAUUCUGAAGCACAUCAGAACCACUCUUCCAAAAGCACGAAACAGAGCCAAAACGCGAUUCCAAGAGCAAACAGACAACAUCACAUAUUGGCUGAGAGAAAAAGGAGAGAAGAAUUGACGAAGAACAUCGUAGAACUUUCCGCCAUCAUUCCUGGGUUAAAAAAGAGAGACAAGGGCAGUGUGGUACUUGAAGCUGUGGAUUAUGUGAAACGACUUAAAGAACGAGUGAAAGAGCUGGAAAAUAAAAAGAGUGAAAUUAUGAAUUCAAGAAGCCUCACCAAGAAACCAACAAGUGUGGAAGAAGAACUUCCAGAAAUGAAGAUUUCCGUUUCAGACAGGGAAGUGCUUAUAGGAAUUUUUUGUCACAAUCCAAGCAAUACUUUAGUCAAAGUGUUGUCGUUGCUCGAUAAUCUUCAUCUUUCUACGAGAUGUUCUAGUGUGUUGCCAUUUGGAACUUCAACAUUUAAGGUCACUAUUAUUGCUAAGAUGAAUGACGAAUAUAGCAUGACCAUCGAUGACCUAAUAAAAGAAGUUGGAGGACGCUUAUUGAAGUCACACAAGGUGGUAAAGUGA